GACAUGCCAGUGCUGACAAGAGAUCAAAAAAGCAACAUGAAGUUGUGGUUUUGCACCUUUCUCCUCCUUGUCCAGUUUGAGCUGCACAUGGUGUCAGCCAUGUUGCCACCGAACCCUGUCAAAGAUUUAGUUAAGCCUCUAGGAGCACCGUCGAUCUUGUCUCCUCGAGAUUACCUGUCUCUUAGCUACUAUCAUAAAACUUGCCCUGCUGCUGAAGAAAUAAUUCACCGAAAAAUGAAAGCUUGGUUCCUAAAGGAUUACACAUUGGCAGCUAGCAUCAUUCGCUUGCACUUCCAUGAUUGCGCUAUUAGGGGAUGUGAUGCUUCUAUCUUGUUGAACCAUCGAAAUAGUGAAAGGAGAGCUUAUGCUAGCAAGACACUGAGAGGUUUCCAAGUGAUUGAUGAAAUUAAAGCAGAGCUUGAGAGGAAGUGUCCAAAAACUGUCUCAUGCGCGGACAUUCUCACAGCUGCGGCUAGAGAUGCCACUCUUCUGCUUGGAGGUCCAUUCUGGGAAGUCCCAUUUGGGCGUAAAGAUGGAAAAACUUCCAUUGCCAAAGAGGCUGACCUUGUUCCUCAGGGCCGCGAAAAUGUCACAGCUCUGAUUGAUUUCUUCCAGGAAAGAGGAUUGAGCAUUCUUGAUUUGGUUGUUCUCUCAGGUUCACACACAAUUGGAAGGAGCAGUUGCUAUUCAUUCAUGCACAGACUCGCUAACUAUAAGGGAACUGGCAGGCCUGAUCCUACCCUUGACAGACAAUACUUGAGGAACUUGACAGGAAGUUGCAAAUGGAGUUCUAACUUGGUCAAUCUAGAUAUAACAACUCCAAAGACUUUUGACGUGGAGUACUACAACAACCUUGGCAAGAAAAAGGGGUUGUUGUCAACAGAUCAAGAACUCUACUCGGAUCCAAGAACUGCGCCAUUCGUUUCAGCAUUCACAGAUCAGCAGCCUGACCUUUUCUUUAAUCAGUUUGCAGCGUCAAUGGUGAAUCUUGGAAACAUUCUUGUCUAUACUGCUCCGAAUGAAAGCGAAAUCAGACUGGACUGUAAUUAUGUUAAUCCCGCACCUAGCAAAAAGGGCAAUCCACCACGACGCGGUUAAGUAAAUCUGCUACGGAUCAAUGUCUGUCCAGCUCGGCGCAGUUACAACCCUUGAUGGAUGUCCAUUCCAUUGUGGUUUUUCCAUGACAUUUUGUUCUUAUUUCUUGACAAUUAAUGAUUCUGGUUUUAUUUAAAUAAACUUAUACUCGGCCUUGUUUGUCUCGCAUCUUGAAGUAGUAGUGUAUAUGAUGAUCGAUAAUUAUCUUAAUUAUAUUUCGAUCAAUAAUUAUUCUCA
This is a messenger RNA of Populus nigra (black poplar), 1332 nucleotides long. RefSeq names its product peroxidase 7-like. Gene Ontology annotation, molecular function: heme binding; peroxidase activity. The record is from RefSeq and is a predicted model, not a curated record. Gene Ontology annotation, cellular component: plant-type cell wall; plasmodesma. The transcript has 2 exons. The coding region runs from base 4 to 1098 and encodes 364 amino acids. NCBI's taxonomy places the organism in Eukaryota, Viridiplantae, Streptophyta, Magnoliopsida, Malpighiales, Salicaceae. Gene Ontology annotation, biological process: response to oxidative stress; hydrogen peroxide catabolic process.